AUGGCGGUCUACCUCGCGCUGUUGGCGCUGCAACUAGCAGUCGCCAGCGCUGGGAAGUGUACCACUGGCUUCUCAGUGGUCGCUCCAGAAGUAGCAGUACCAGGGAAAACCACUGCAAUCCUCGUCACUCUUCAUGGAAGAGCUGGAGAUGAGACCCUGGAUCCUCUCAACGUUACGGUCAGGCUUGAAACUCAGGACGCGAACAAUGAUGUGAAACAGCUGACUGCUGCUAGCCAAAUGAUUUUGGGUUACGGCAUCAUCCCCCUCAAGAUCCCAUCAUCGCCAGCCACUCAUUGCACGCUACACACCACAGUCGGUUGCGUUGGCAAUGACGAGUGUACUGCCAAGAGUCACAGUGUCAUCCGUCUGCUGGGUCCAGUGAGAGAUGUGAUUGUAAGACCGGCGAGGCAUCAUUACCGGCCGGGGGAAACUAUUACCUUCUGGAUCCUCGCCUUGGACCAUGAUCUGCGGCUCGUUAGAGGAGAAUUGGCUUACGUGGCACUCAGUGACCCAGCAGGCACCAAGGUCGCUAUAUGGGAACAGCUAUCUAUGGAUGAAGGCGUACGCAAACUCAGCGCAAUCUUAGCAACUGGUGCCCGCUCCGGUACCUGGCGCAUCGAAGCCCGCUGCGGAGGCGGUUCAGCAAGGGUUGACAUCACCGUUGGCAAUGGCAUGGGGAACACGGCACCAGCAGCACCGGCCGCUGAACAGCAUUAUGUGGAGCUGAGAUUUGCUGACAGCAUGAGAAGGCGGUAUAAGCCGGGAUUGCCUUUUGUUGGGAGGGUCGAAGCAAUGAGCACGGAAAAGCGAGUCCGGGUACGCGUCAAGCUAUAUGACGACAAGACCGAUAUCUAUAGUCAAGACAUUGACAUGUCGACGGGUGAAGGCGGAUUCAUAGUCCCGACUGUCAUGGCGGACGCACCGUACGUCAAUUUGCAGGAAAUAGAUGAGAUGGCUUAG
Helicoverpa zea (corn earworm) is the source of this 960-nucleotide messenger RNA. RefSeq names its product alpha-2-macroglobulin-like. Bases 1 to 960 code for a protein of 319 amino acids. Gene Ontology annotation, molecular function: endopeptidase inhibitor activity. The record is from RefSeq and is a predicted model, not a curated record. Lineage: Eukaryota; Metazoa; Arthropoda; Insecta; Lepidoptera; Noctuidae. The transcript has 7 exons.